Messenger RNA from Dendronephthya gigantea, 1496 nucleotides. Its product is annotated as IST1 homolog. The transcript has 12 exons. The record is from RefSeq and is a predicted model, not a curated record. NCBI's taxonomy places the organism in Eukaryota, Metazoa, Cnidaria, Anthozoa, Malacalcyonacea, Nephtheidae. Bases 212 to 1309 code for a protein of 365 amino acids. Gene Ontology annotation, biological process: protein transport.
CAAUUGGUGCUCAGACGGACCUGAAAUAGGCUUACUGUCCCCAUGACUGGCCCCCACCCCUACCACUGGCGCCCUCCAACCAUAGAUGCUCCAACCCGCAAGCCCGCUCGCGAUAGUGACGGCGCGUUUCUAAAAAUAUCUACAUGACGUAAUGACGUAAUGAUACAUUCGAACCUUGUUGAUUUCAAAACAAAAUACUUUUUGCUGUAAAAUGGGGUUUAGUGCAAAUAAACUGCGAGUGAACCUUAAACUGACAAUAAACCGGCUGAAACUUCUUGAGAAGAAGAAAACUGAGAUUGCCCUUAAAUCAAGAAAGGAAAUAGCUGAUUACUUAUCGCAAAGCAAAGAUGACAGGGCCAGGAUUCGGGUUGAACAUAUCAUCAGAGAAGAUUAUUUGGUGGAAGCAUUGGAACUACUGGAACUAUAUUGUGACCUCCUCCUUGCUCGAUUUGGUUUGAUUGAAACAAUGAAAUAUUGCGAAGAUGGUUUGGUUGAAGCAGUUUCAACAUUGAUCUGGGCAGCACCACGUCUGCAGAGUGACGUUCAAGAACUCAAAAUUAUUUCAACUCAGCUAGGACUAAAAUAUGGAAAACAGUUUCUAGAAGAAGCUGCAAGAAAUACCAAUAAUACAGUUAAUGAAAAACUCAUCAACAAACUCAGCCCAAAUGCACCACCAAAAGCUCUUGUAGAACAAUAUCUUGUAGAAAUUGCAAGAAAUUACAAUAUUCCUUAUGAACCAGAAGAAUCACUCAUGGAUGAACUCCAUGGCAGUAGUAAAGGGGGUGAUGACAACGUCAAUGGUAGCAGUGGUUUUGGAGGUUCAACUGGUGGAAGUGGACCUACUAGCGGUAUUGGUAACAAUCAAAUAGGUUUUGAGCAUUAUGAUAAUCCUGGAAACAGUUUCCCACCACAAAUGCCAUCAGUACCUGGAUCAAAUGCUGGUCUUGCUUAUCCUCCACCACAGGUCAACUACCCUCCUCCAGUCAACAAUGCCCCAUACCCACCAGCAAACAACCCAACAAACAAUGAGAAAAUCAACCCAGGUCCAGGCUACCCACCAAUGAAUGCCUCUCAGCCUCCACCAUCAAACAGCACUGGGAAUAUUUACACACCUUACCCUCCUUCAAAUGCUCCACCAACAGGGCCAAGCAUUAAUGUAAACAGUCUACCCAAUGUCCCAGACCUCCCUGAUGUCCCUACAGGAUCCUUACCUGGUGGUUCAAGUACAAUUGGAGGUGCCAGUGGUGGUGAUGACCUUGAUUUUGAUGAUCUCAAUAGAAGGUUUGAAGAACUGAAAAAGAAGAAAUGAACUUAAAUUGAAUGGUUCAUUCUGAAAGAGCAAGAGAGAAUUCACAACAUAUAUUCCUCUGCUGUUAAAAAUUAUUGUGCCAUAAUGUUAAUGAAACAAACAUAGUUUGAUAACAGGAUAUUGUGAAUUUAUUUUGAAUGCUCAACUAUUUCAAAUCAGUGUUUCAAACCAUGUUUAUUUUGUAAUU